AUGUCAACGUCAACGUCAACAUCGCCAACAACAACUACAGCAACAGCAGCAGCUACAAUUACUCCAAAUCUACCGUCGUUCGUCUGUGAUUCAGCAAAUUAUAUGUUGCUACCAAGUGCAGUUGCUGUUGCAGCUGUUGCUGCAAAUAAGGAAGUUCAAUUACAAACUUAUGAAUAUCUAAGUAAGCACCAUCGCACAGCUGUAUCCGCCGCCGUUGCCGUUGCUGCAGCAGCUGCUGUAGCCAAAAGUGGGAAGUGUACUAAAUCCAAUGAGGAGUAUGCGAACGUUAUGAAUACAACCAAUCCGCCGACAACAAAAACAGCAAAUACUUUAGCUGCGGCAGCUGCUGCAGUUACUGUCUACGAUGUACACCCGCAACAACAAUCAAUUAAUCCAACUAUAUAUCAUACACCUAAAAAUUUGUUUAUAGCUAAUAAUAUGAAACCACGACCACGACGUGAGACUACCUAA
Messenger RNA from Teleopsis dalmanni, 471 nucleotides. RefSeq lists its product as uncharacterized. The transcript has a single exon. Lineage: Eukaryota; Metazoa; Arthropoda; Insecta; Diptera; Diopsidae. The record is from RefSeq and is a predicted model, not a curated record. Bases 1 to 471 code for a protein of 156 amino acids.